GAUGCAGCUCAUCAGAGAGCUCCCACCCCCGAAAAGGAAGAGGUGAAGCUGUCCCAAAGAGCUCAAGUGUCGAGUAUUGGCUUGGGUUAGCGAACAAUGGAGAGCAAAGAUUGGAGAUUUACCUGUUGAUCUGGGAACUACCCGGCUUUAGCUGUCAAGGCACAGACUAGGACCGUUUCGUAGAUUGCUCAUGGGUAGCUCAUGCUGGAGAGACAAACUUCGAAUCAUCUGGGAGCCCUCAUUUGUUCGGUCGGUUUGAAAGCCGGAAUCCGAGUUCUGUUGCGGGUGUUCACUUCCUGUAUGUUGUAUCAAUUGGCCAGAUGUCAACGAGGACUUUUUCCUCUGCGUCUCCCCAGCUUGAUACUUCACCACUUCUUCCCUUCUUGACCCCUAUUCAGCGUUUCGACUCUGCGGCGUGGAAGUCACGUCAUGGAGAAAAGGAACGGAAUUAUGGCGCUUCGGUCAACCAAUUGGCCUUGCAUCCCUGUAUGCUGCUGCAUCUUGGUAGCAGUGCGCCAUGGCUCUCCUCGCACAGUCGUUGCACGACUCGCGCACUGAAAAUUAUACUGUAUGACAGCGUCCCCCGUCCGGCGGUUCACAGGGAUGGCGUGGACAAUAGAAAUGCCGGCCCAGUGGAAGAGGCGUGGAUGGUGAGCGUCAGUGUAGACGCAAUACAGUUUGGCGUUGGCCGUCGAUCGCGUACCGAAAUGCGGGGAAGUGUUGGGGGGCUUGGGGCGUGGAGACGAGAACUCCAGAACUCCUCCUCCGUGUCUCGGGUUCGAGGUGAUGCAGGAUUGCACAUGGCUGGCCCUCUGCGGUACAGCGUACACUAUGCAGAGAGGUACAGAUCAUCAUGAUGAACAGUCUGGACCGAGAGCUGGAUAUUGAUGGUGGUGAAGAUGUUUGGAGAGUGAAAGUUGGCGAGGAAGAAAAACUUUAAAGUUUCCACAAGUUCUCUUCAAGCGAGAACUGCACGUGAUGCUCCUCUAUUUGUAUUUCAUGCCAGCCAAAAAAGCAAUACGAGCAG
Molecule: messenger RNA, 1027 nt
Organism: Mollisia scopiformis
Lineage: Eukaryota; Fungi; Ascomycota; Leotiomycetes; Helotiales; Mollisiaceae
Exons: 1
Coding region: 321-857 (178 amino acids)
Source: RefSeq, a predicted model, not a curated record